This is a messenger RNA of Dioscorea cayenensis subsp. rotundata (Guinea yam), 2698 nucleotides long. Its product is annotated as Holliday junction resolvase MOC1, chloroplastic-like. The record is from RefSeq and is a predicted model, not a curated record. The transcript is spliced from 5 exons. Lineage: Eukaryota; Viridiplantae; Streptophyta; Magnoliopsida; Dioscoreales; Dioscoreaceae. Gene Ontology annotation, molecular function: crossover junction DNA endonuclease activity. The coding region runs from base 222 to 995 and encodes 257 amino acids.
AGUAAAAGUAUCCCAUCCAAAACCUAGUCACUGGCUACGUCUCCGUCGCGCCGACGCUCUCCACCACACUUCGCCGUGCUCCCUCGCGGCACAUUGCCCUUGCUUUCAUCUCAUGAGGAGCCUUUUACGGGCGGAGACAAGCUGAACCGAGCACCGCUCGUUUGGCUUGCUCGGCUUGUUUAAACCCCCACUACUUUAGUGUUCAAGUGCCAAGCUCUCCAAUGAACUCCAUCUCUGCCAAACUCUUCAACUCCCAUCUCCACUUCCUCUGCACUGCAAAAUCGGCACCUUUAUCGACAUCUAGGGUUAGGGUUUCGCCUAAGGCUACAAAGGUUUCAAAUUUGCAGCUCAAGGAGAAGUGGUUGGAUUCCCUCUCCUUGAGCCCACUGGGAGGAGACGAGGGAGUGAUUUGUGCUUCGGAGCCUCAAUGGGUUCUUGGAGUGGAUCCCGAUGUCUCUGGCGCCGUCGCACUUUUGAAACCCGAUGGUUCUGUCUCUUUGGCUCAGGGAUGGUGGAGUGGAGGAUAUACAUAUGGAUUGUGGAUUGGUGUUUUAGUUGCAUCAGGAUUUUCAGUUGUGCCAGUGACAUCACAUGAAUGGAAAAAUCAUUAUGAACUUUCUCGAAGCUCUUCGAGUAAGCCCACGUCGCCACCAUCAUCAUCCGCUCAAAGACGUGCCCGCUCAAAGACGCCCCCGUCGCCACCAUCAUCACCCGCUCAAAGACGCCCACGUCGCCACCAUCAUCACCCGCUCAAAGACGCGCCCGCUCAAAGACGCCCCCGUCGCCACCACCAUCAUCACCCGCUCAAAGACGCCCCCGCUCAAAGACGCCAGGCUCGCAACCUCAAUGCCCGCAUCCUCUCCGACCUCCGCAACAACCGUCCCCUUCGGCCCUUAGUUCUUAGCCAUUUUUUGUUGCUUCUUGAGGGGCGUACGCCUCUUGAGCCUCGAGGCGACGAGCCUCGAGGCGAAGCGCCUCACCCGGUUGAGGCGUAAGCUUCGCCACCGGCCAUGGAAGCGUAUGCCUCGAGGCAGGCCGUCACCGCCUCGCCUUGAGGCGCGCCUCGAGGCGUACGCCUCAAUCGCCUUUUUAAACAAUGUUUAUCACCUUUAUGUACAAUGAUGUAUUGUUGAAUCAUGGUUUUGAGGUAGUUGAGGGCACAUAGCUAUGUCUAUAUCAGAUCAUGCUAGCUAUCUUCUGUGACUCGUAGUUCUUGAAAUGAACUGUGAUUGAUCCGUUCUGUUUAUGGAGAAAUCAUUUUUGAAUUAUGGCAUCUGCCCAUCAUUAGAAGAUGUUGCCAAUUGCUUCCAUUAUAGUGUUGAAGUUUACCAUAUUCCAUUGCUUUGGUGUUGAAGUCAUUUAAGUAUGCUAGCCUUUCUGGCUUUUGCUGGAUUAUUUGCCAUGAAAAUGCCAUUCACCAAUGUAUGUAUAAAAAAUGAAUGCUGAUAAGAGCUGCUCUUUUUAUUUGGAGGCAUAGUUCAAGAAGUUCAUGUUUUCUUUUUAUUUGGAGGCAUAGCUGAAGAAGUUCAUUUUGUCUUUUUAUUUGGAGGCGUUGUUUCUUGUAUUUAGUUGAUUAUGAUCAUAAUCUUUUUUCUGUUAACUCUAACUUAUUAAUCCGUUCCUUACUUCUGCUUUACUUCAAGAGUUAACUUACUAACUCUAGAUGAUAACUAGAGAUUUCUUUUAAUUGUAAAGAUGUUUUGGCAAGAUGAUAGCAGGGAAGUUGCUUCUGCUCUGUUGAAUCUGUUCCCAUCUUUGAGCCAUCAAUUAAAGAGGAAGAAAGAUCAUGGUCGAGCUGAAGCUCUUCUUAUUGCGGCAUAUGGAAGAGGCCUUAUAGAAUGAUUGGACCAAGUUGAUUCUAAUGUUUCUCAUAUUCCCAUAAGCUUGGUUCAUUUGGGUGUUUCCAUGUAUGUGAGGAUUCCUUUCCAAUGGCAAAUGAAAGCAAAGGAAAUGAAGUGCUUUAGUGUCCCAUGGAGGCAGGCAAAGCAGGUUGUCUCAAGGUCAGCCUGUCUUGUGGAAGUCCGUGUGCUGAUUAUUUUGAAUGCUAAGGAGUACUGAAUCUUUGUUUAAAGCAGAGGAUCAGAUCUCAAGCUUCCAAUUCAGGCCCUGGGAAAACGCAAUGGCCAUGGCAGAUCUAUGUGUUCCUGUGAUGUCUUGGCCCUAUUUACUGUGAUGCAAAGAACAUAUUGGGCAAGGUCAACACAUGUUCUAGUGGUCAACUGGAGGUUAGAGCUCUGGGUUUGCUGUUUCUGCACGGUGUGCAGCUUUUCUCUUUUUAAGCUACUCUUCUUUCUACGGAAGCUUGAGAACAAGCUUAAGAUGCACAAGUUUGAUCUCAAGGUUCAUAAUCUCCCUCAAGUUCAGAAAACCACACCACAGACUCACUCGUCUGGAAUCAAACCACGUGUGAUUGGCAAAGGUGAAGAUAAUUUGAAAAUAGUGGAAUGCUCCUUAGUCAUCAUUUUGCUUAGAAAAUGGCGGUGUUUUUAUAUUGUUGAUAUUGCGGCUUAGCAACACUACCCUCUCCCCUUCUAUUCUUCAAGCUAUUCCUUUUCCUUAUUGUGUAACAUCUGAGCAUCCUCUUUCCUGAGGUCUACUUAGUUUGGAGGCUGAGCUUGGGUUUGUUUGUAUCCUAACAAUCAUACUGAUGCUGAACCACAUUAUAUAGAGUGCAAAUUCAAUUAUAAGGAAUUGGUUA